Messenger RNA from Aphidius gifuensis, 2392 nucleotides. It is a transcript of the gene Tbh, whose product is annotated as tyramine beta-hydroxylase. Lineage: Eukaryota; Metazoa; Arthropoda; Insecta; Hymenoptera; Braconidae. The transcript is spliced from 10 exons. The record is from RefSeq and is a predicted model, not a curated record. Gene Ontology annotation, biological process: octopamine biosynthetic process; norepinephrine biosynthetic process; dopamine catabolic process. Gene Ontology annotation, cellular component: secretory granule membrane. The coding region runs from base 87 to 1868 and encodes 593 amino acids. Gene Ontology annotation, molecular function: copper ion binding; dopamine beta-monooxygenase activity.
CUGAUAAUAUUAAAUAAUUCUUAAAUGCUGACAAAACGUUGAGUUGUCUCAAUUGCUAAAGUCACAAGAAUCGAAAUUUAAUAAUCAUGAAAUUAAUUGUAAUUUUGUUUAUCAUUAAAACAGUUAUUUCAUUACGUUCUAGUGAUCAUCAUCAAUUAUCAAUUCAUAAAAUUCCACUUGGUUCUGAAGCGACAUUUAAUUGGCGAAUACAGCCAAUUGAUGAAACAGUUGAAAUUGAAAUUCAUUAUUCAGCUGAUGAAUUUUCAUGGUUUGCUAUUGGCUUUUCAAAACGUGGUGAAUUUAAAAAUGCUGAUUAUUGUGUACUGUGGAUUGACUGGCAUCGUGAUGUUCAUUUUAAUGAUGCUUGGUCAAAUGAAAAUGGAAUAUUAAAUAUAGAUGAACAUCAAGAUUGCAAUGGAUUUGUUUGGAAAAAACCAGACAUAAAUAAUUUAACUAAAUUUGCAUUUACACGUAAAUUUGAUACUUGUGACGUGCAUGAUUAUGUUAUCGAGAGAGGUACCACCCACAUCGUAUGGUCUAAAGGAACUGGUCCAUUAUCAUCAUUAAAUGGACUUGAUAUUAUUGCUGAUUCAACAUCAUCAAGCAUGUCAAGAACUGAACUUCUCAAAUUUGGUAAACAUAUUAAUAAUAUAUUUCCAACAGACACAUGGAAAUAUGAGCUUCUUGCUGAUCAAGUACGUGUUCCUGAUGUUGAAACAACAUAUUGGUGUCGUGUACAAAGACUUCCGCAUAUAUUAUCUAAAAAACAUCAUAUAUUGCAAUUUGGACCAGCUAUUCAAAAAGGAAAUGAACAUUUAGUUCAUCAUAUGGAAGUUUUUCAUUGUGCUGGAUCAAUUGAUGCAUCAGUACCAUUAUAUAGUGGACCAUGUGAUUCACCAGAUCGUCCUCAAGCAACUCAAAUAUGUAAAAAAGUAUUAGCAGCAUGGGCAAUGGGUGCUGAUGCAUUUGUUUAUCCAAAAGAAACUGGUUUAUCAAUUGGUGGUGAACAAUUUAAUCCUUAUAUUAUGCUUGAAAUACAUUAUAAUAAUCCUGAACGUAUUAAAGAAAAAAUUGAUUCAUCAGGAAUUGAAUUUUAUUUAACUGAAACAUUAAGAAAAUAUGAUGCUGGUGUUAUUGAAUUGGGUCUUGAGUAUAUUGAUAAAAUGGCUAUACCACCACGUCAGGAAUCAUUUGAACUUUCUGGACAUUGUAUUGCUGAAUGUACUGGUGUUGGAUUACCACAAUCUGGUAUUUAUGUAUUUGGAUCACAGCUUCAUACUCAUUUAACUGGUACAAAAGUUCAAACUCGUCAUAUAAGAGAUGGACAAGAAUUAUCUCCUCUUAAUUAUGAUAAUCAUUAUUCAACUCAUUUUCAAGAAAUACGUCUUUUACCUAAACCCGUUCACGUUAUGCCGGGUGAUUCAUUGAUAACAACAUGUUCUUAUAACACACUUGACCGAGAGAAUGUGACACUUGGAGGUUUUUCAAUAUCUGAUGAAAUGUGCGUCAAUUAUAUUCAUUAUUAUCCAAACGCAAGACUCGAGGUUUGUAAAAGUUCAAUAAGUGAUGAUGCAUUGAGAACAUAUUUUCGUUACAUGCGUGAAUGGGAAAAUCAAAAAACAAAUUUCGACGAUGAAAUAUCAACAAGUUACAAGAACAUUGAAUGGACUAAAAUUAGAGUUGCAGCUCUUCAUGAUUUAUACCAAGCAGCACCACUAAGUAUGCAAUGCAACAGUUCAGAUGGAUCACGUUUACCUGGUUUAUGGGACAAUAGUGCUGCAACACCUGUUAAACUUCCACUUGCACCACCAGCUCGUGAUUGUCCCAGUAUCAAUAGCCACAACAACAAUCUUGAUCAAUCAAUGUAAUUUAAAAUUCAUCAACAAAAUUAACACCCAAAUAAUUAUAUGGUAUGCCAAAAAAAUAAUUAAUUUAGUUCACAAUGAUAUAUACUUUCUUUUUUAUUUUAUUAUUAUUAUUCUUGUCAUUUUAUUUAUUUCAUACAAUCAAUUGUUUUAACACUGAGUAAAAAAUUGUACAAAAAAAAAAAAACAGCUGAUUAAGAAAAAAAAAAUCUCUUAUCUUUUUUUUUGUUUAAUUAUAUUUAAAUUAAAAUUCAUCAAACAAAUAUCAUAAUACAUAAUACAAUACGACCCAAAUUUAAUUUAAUUUCUUUUUUUUUUUUUUCACACAUUUAAAAAUUAAGUUAAACAUUUAAAAUAAACAUAUAAAUAAUUUUAAAAAAAUUUAUCCACACACACAUAAAAAAAAUGAGAACAAAAAAAAAGGUAAUUAUUUUUAAAUUUACCAAGCGAAUUUAAGAUUUUUUUUUUUUUUUUUUUUCAUAAUAUUAUUUAUCAAAGUAUUAAAAAAAUGUUUGUUUUUUUUUUAU